GAUGACGUCAUCACAAAGGGACGCUGUUGUCAUUCUUGAAAUGUGGGAAGCUGUUGUCUUCGUAUUUGGUUCGUUUUGAGUUCUUUCGUCGUGUUUUACCCACUAAGACGUAAUGGCGGACUACUGGAAGUCACAACCAAGGAAAUUCUGUCAGUACUGCAAAUGCUGGAUUGCGGACAAUAAGCCUAGCAUUGAGUUCCAUGAAAGAGGGAAGAAUCACAAAGAAAAUGUGGCUGCAAAAAUCUCUGAGAUUAAAAAGAAGAGCAUCGACAAGGCGAAGCAGGAGGAACGCACAUCUAAAGAGUUUGCAGCAAUGGAGGAGGCAGCGCUGAAGGCAUAUCAGGAAGAUCUGAAAAGGAUGGAAAGGGAAGAAGCAGGGUUACCAGUCCAAACCACAACAGCAAAGCCACAACCACAGCCACAACCACAGCCACAACCACAGGCCAAAAAACAGCAAAAGAAAGAGAAAGCAAGCAAGAAGCCCAGAGACCAAACAGAAGCACAGGUUUGGGUUGAAGGACAAACAGAUGAUGGACACAUAUACUACUACAACACAGUAACUGGAGAAUCUACAUGGGAAAAACCAGAGGGUUUCCAAGGACAAUGCUCAGCACAGCCUGGACAGAUGGAGAGCUCUUCAGGCUGUCCUUGGAUGGAAGCCGUCAGUCCUGAUGGUUAUACAUAUUACUACAACUCUGAGACUGGAGAGACCACCUGGGAGAAGCCAGCAGACUUUCCUUCGAAUGAAGCGUCUGGAUCUGGGUCCAACAGAGAGGAGGAGAGUCAGGAGGAGCCCUCAACCCCUCAGGCGGAGCCACUGUCAGGAGGAGAGGAGGGCUCCAGUGAAGCCCCGGCACCUCAGGAGGCUGAAGUCCCCGAACAAGCCAGCCAGCAGCCCAAAGUCCCAAAGAUCAGCUUCAGGAAAAGGAAAGCAGAAGCUGAGUCGUCAGAAAAGGAGGAGGAAGACAAAGUGAGUGAUGAUGCUCUCGAAGAGGAGGCUGACGAGGUGAAAAAAGAGGAAGAUGUCCAAAGUACAACAGUUGAACCUGAAGAGAAGAAAGAGGAAGAGGCAGCACCAGUGACAACACAAGCCAAAAGGCCCAAAACUGCAAAUCCAUAUGGGGUGUGGGAAGCAAUCCAGGAAGAGGAGGAUCCAUAUGCCAAGGUUGACUUACAGCUACCCCAAGUGGAGGGAAGCACCGCCAGCGCACCAACCGACCUGCCGCCAGAGCCAAAACCAAAGUUCAAGGAACGCAUCAUCACAUCCCUUGGAGAGGAAGGCGGGCCUGCUUCGUUCAGGAAAAACAAGACACAGAACGGCAAAUCCAGAAGCCUGCGACAGAGAGACAACGACGACUGACCCAGUCACAUCAAAACUACACGCAGCAGAGAACUCUUUCUAUGAACUUUUUUGACAUUUCGAUGCGCCAUUUUGAUUUUUGAAGCAUAUUAAAUGUAUUAGGAGUGUGUUAUUCUCUUUACAUAACAUGCACAAAUAUCUUUUUUACAGUGAAAUUUUUUAGGGCAAAUUGGCCUGAGAAACUUGAAGACAAGGUAAAAAAAAAAAUACUGUUUAUUUAAAAAUGUCACAAUCCAUGUUCUUCUGUUUGUUCUAUGAUCUGUCAUAAUUAAAGGGUAACUUUUUUAUUUUUCUACCUGGAUCCUAUUUUCCUAUGUUUUGUGUCUAAGUGACAAAUGGAGACAAUUUUGGAAAUUGGUCCAGUAUUAAUGAGAGUGCUGCAGCUGGCAGCAGCUUAACAGGCUACAAUGGAACCUCUUGAGGCUUUUGUAAAUUACAAUGUACGUCCACUAAAAGUGUUUGUUUUUGCCACUGACAGGCUCAGAUUGUUAUUAUGAGUGUCAAUUUUAUGGAGAGGAUCCCUACAGAGAUAGAAAUUUUUUAGACCUCUCUGCAAAAGUGUUUAAAACCAGAAAUAGCACUUAAAAUCUAUUACAACACCCACCAGACUCCAUUGAACCAUUUGAAACCAGACCAAAUUGGCUUUAUUUCUUUUAAGAACAUGGAAAGAAAACAGUGAGCAAUGAAAGGAGAAAUUACCCAAGAAAACUAGCAAGAAAUUAGUCAAAAGAAAAUUAAAAACAAGAAAAUCAGUAAAAUAAAAAGAGAGGAAAUUACCGAAAAACAGUGCUUAAAAAGUAUUACAAUACUGUAACAUAAUUUUGAAUAGUUAUAAUAAUAAUUCUAGCUUUUUCCUUUUUUCUCUAGUUUUUAGAAAUAUUUUUUUUUCUUUUUUGCAAUUUGUAGGACAUUUACUACCAAGUUGUUCAUUGCCCUUUUUCCAUGUUUUUGAAAAAUUUGCUCCAGUGGUUAAAAAAAUCUUGCGAAAGGCGUCUGAAAGCAGCACAAGAAAAGUGAUGUCGUUCCAGGAUUUGAAGGAUUUAAUAAACUAAUUUUAGCGUGUCUCUAGCCAGCAUGUUUUUAUAUCUUCCUGGGUGAAUUAGGGGUUUAUUUCAAGCUAAUUAGAGUUUCUGAUUAUUGGAACAGUUAAAAGACGAACCCAGAUUGUUUUGUGAGUUUGAUUUUCUUUCUGUCAGCUUUGAAUGAAGUAAGUUUUCCAAUAAUAAAAUUAGUGUUUAUUCAAAUAGUCUGCUGGGUGUGGAGGUAGCGAUUUCAGGGCUGUUUCUGGUUAAACAAAACAACCUCACUCUUUAACAAAAGGUCUAUCUCUGUAGGGAUCCUUUCCAUAAUGUCAGACACUUACAAUAACAAUCUGAGCCUGUCAGUGGCAAAAGCAAACACUUUUAGUGACGUAAAUCGACAGCACACAUCCCCUGAGU
Messenger RNA from Epinephelus fuscoguttatus (brown-marbled grouper), 2799 nucleotides. It is a transcript of the gene wbp4, whose product is annotated as WW domain binding protein 4. Bases 113 to 1360 code for a protein of 415 amino acids. Gene Ontology annotation, cellular component: precatalytic spliceosome; nucleus. Gene Ontology annotation, molecular function: protein binding; zinc ion binding; RNA binding. The transcript has 10 exons. The record is from RefSeq and is a predicted model, not a curated record. Gene Ontology annotation, biological process: mRNA splicing, via spliceosome. Lineage: Eukaryota; Metazoa; Chordata; Actinopteri; Perciformes; Serranidae.